UAGUAUUACUAAUACUAGUAUUACUACAACCUGUAAUAAUACUGCCAGUACUAGUAUUACUAGUACUACUACUGCUAGUACUACUACUACUAGUAUUAAUACUACUAGUAUUACUAUUCCUAGAACUAACAAUACUUGUACGAUAACCACUAGUAAUAAUACUACAAGUAUUAAUACUACUACUACUACUAGUAGUACUAGUACUACUAGUAUCACUACUACUAGUAAUACUACUGCUAGUACUACUAUUUCUAGUACUACUACAACUAGAACUACUACUAUUAAUAUUAAUAUUACUAGUACAACCACUACUGGUAGGUCAACUAUUAGUAUUAUUACUACCGGUUAUACUACUAUUCGUACUACUUCUAUAAGUACUAGUAAUACUAGUGCUAAUAGUAUUGGUACUGCUACUACUAAUACUAUUUCUACUGGUACUACUACUACUAGUAUUACCACUAUUUGUACGACAACUACUAGUAAUAAUACUACCAGUUAUACAAAUACUACUACUAGUACUACUGGUACUACUACUACUAGUAUUUCCACUACUACUAAUACUAAUGGUAGUGCUAAUAUUACAAGUACUACCACUUUUAGAACUACUAAUAUUAAUCCUAUGAUUACUAGUGCUACUAAUACUAGUAGUACCACCACUUGUACGACAAAUAAUAGCAUUAAUACUACUAGUAAUAUUACUAAUAGUACCAAUAAUACUACUACUAUUACUACUAGUACUACUACUAAUAAUACUAAUAAUGCUAGAAUUAUUACUACUGGUAUUACUACUACUAAUAUUACCACUAAUUGUACGACAAAUAUUAGUGCUGCUUCUACCAGUAUUACUACUAUUAGUACGAUUACAACAAGUACUACUAUUACUAGUACUACUACUAAUAGUAAUACUACUACUAGUAAUAGUAAUGGUAGUAUUACUACUACCAGUAAUACUAAGACUAGUACUACUACAUCUAGUACUACUACUGCCAGUAUUGCUACUGGUAAUUCUAAUACUAAUACUACCACUCCAUGUACGACAUCAACUAGUACUACUACUACCAUUAAUACUACUACUAGUACUACUAAUACUGGUACUACUAAUAAUUGUUCUACUGCUUUUAGUACUAAAACUACUAGUACUAAUACUACUAGUACUACCACUACUUGUACGAAAACUACUAGUAAUACUACUACCGGGAAUACUACUACUAGUAGUACUACUAAAAGUACGGGUGCUACUAGUACAACUACUACUAGUACUACUACUAUUAGUACUAUUACUACAAGUACUACUACAACUAAUACUACCACUACUG
Messenger RNA from Schistosoma bovis, 1316 nucleotides. NCBI's taxonomy places the organism in Eukaryota, Metazoa, Platyhelminthes, Trematoda, Strigeidida, Schistosomatidae. The record is from the annotation of a GenBank genome assembly.